Molecule: messenger RNA, 1624 nt
Organism: Pieris napi
Lineage: Eukaryota; Metazoa; Arthropoda; Insecta; Lepidoptera; Pieridae
Product: protein ANTAGONIST OF LIKE HETEROCHROMATIN PROTEIN 1-like
Exons: 2
Coding region: 140-1333 (397 amino acids)
Source: RefSeq, a predicted model, not a curated record
UAGAUACGAGUCGCGCGAAGCCCGCCACCGCGCCGCCGCUGCCCCGCCACCGCGCGCUUUUCGCUCAUUGUAUGUUUGAUUCAUUCCAUUACUGGCCGCGUACGAACGUGCACGCCGCGAGACAGCACGUGACGCAAACAUGUCUAAUAUAAUGAAAAAAAAGAAGUUUGUGCUUGCUUACUAUAUGUAUAGAAAAUGGAAAAAAGAACGACGAGUUAAAAAGUUGUGGGUUCAUCCUAUGCUGUCGGCUCGGGAGCAAUAUGGUGAAUUUCAUACACUUUAUGAAGAUCUCCGAAAAGACGAGGCCAAGUUUUGUGAUUAUUUUCGAAUGAAUUACAAGACAUUUGAUAAAUUAUUAGAUUUAUUAAAUAACAAACUGCAACACACAAAUACAAAUAUGCGAGCAAGUAUAUCUGCUAAGGAGAGAUUGGUUGUUACAUUGAGGUAUUUAGCAACCGGAACUUCAUUAGCCGAUCUUGAAUAUCGUUUUAGAAUGGGAAAAUCAACUUUAAGCGUAAUCAUACGAGAAGUAUGUUCUCUAAUAUGGUCUGAACUUUACCCAAAUUAUAUGAAAAUGCCAUGUAUGAACGAUUGGCUAGAAAUAGCAGAUAAAUUCGAAGUAUCUGCUAAUUUCCCUCAUUGUGUCGGUGCUGUAGAUGGAAAGCACAUCAGAGUAAUUAAACCAAAUAAAAGUGGAUCGAUGUUUUUGAACUAUAAACAUUAUUUCUCGAUUGUAUUGAUGGCAGUCGCCGAUAGUGGCUACAACUUUAUUUAUAUUAACGUCGGUGCUUAUGGAAAGGAUUGUGAUUCAGGUGUAUUUAAAGAUACAGCUUUCUGGCACAACAUGAUUAACAAUACUUUGAACUUGCCAGGACCUGCUUCCUUACCUAAUACCAACAUUGCUUUGCCAUAUGUAUUCGUAGGCGAUGAAGCAUUUGCACUACAUCAGAAUUUUCUGCGCCCAUAUAAUAGUCAACAGCUUGAUGCAGAAAAAUCCGUUUUUAAUUAUCGGUUAACAAGAGCGAGACGAUAUGUAGAAUGUACCUUUGGGAUACUGGCCAAUAAAUGGCGAAUUUUUCAUCGACCUUUAAACGUGUCAUUGGAUUUGGCUGUUGAUGUUGUGAAAGCUUGUUGUUUACUGCAAAAUUUUAUACACAAAGAGGAGGGUGUAAAAGGGGUGCAAGAAUCUCUAACUCACACCGAGUUAGAGGAGUUUUUGCCAUUUGAUUCUACAGAAAUAGUUCCCACAACAGCUAAUGAUAUACGUGACAAAUAUAAGGAGUAUUUUAAUUCUGAAUAUGGCAGUGUACCAUGGCAAAAUAAUUAUUGUUAAUAUGAAACGUGUUUCUAUCUAGCGGGAAUACUCAAGCUCCUACUAGUAGCAAGUGAUUGCUUGUUUAAUGUACAUAGGUAUCUACCACACGAAAUUACUCACGAGAUAUACUAUCCACAGUCCACACACUAUAUAAUAUAUAGAGGUACCCUCUGUUGCAUUAGUAAAUAAAAAUCACACUGAUCGUGUCUUGUCCCAAAGUUACUUUAAGUCAGCUACUUAUAUAUUUUUUCGAUUGGCCCCACUAGACAGAAACACACUAAAAAGCAUUAAUAAAAUUUUGUAAAAAGA